Messenger RNA from Aedes aegypti (yellow fever mosquito), 770 nucleotides. RefSeq names its product 40S ribosomal protein S14. Gene Ontology annotation, molecular function: structural constituent of ribosome; mRNA 5'-UTR binding; small ribosomal subunit rRNA binding. Gene Ontology annotation, biological process: ribosomal small subunit assembly; translation; maturation of SSU-rRNA from tricistronic rRNA transcript (SSU-rRNA, 5.8S rRNA, LSU-rRNA). The record is from RefSeq and is a predicted model, not a curated record. The transcript is spliced from 3 exons. Lineage: Eukaryota; Metazoa; Arthropoda; Insecta; Diptera; Culicidae. Gene Ontology annotation, cellular component: ribosome; cytosolic small ribosomal subunit. Bases 139 to 594 code for a protein of 151 amino acids.
CGCUUUCCGCGCGUUCCAUGUCAAAUCGCAAACGUCAGUGACAGCCCGAAAAGCUCUUUCCGAAACGUCACCGGGCAACGAGCCUUUUCUACACUUCCGUUUCUCCAAAGCAAAACAGAGAAAUUUUAAGCUAGCAGAAUGGCUCCCCGUAAGAACAAAACCGUAAAGGAAGAGGUGCAGGUCUCGCUCGGUCCCCAGGUCCGCGAGGGUGAGAUCGUCUUCGGAGUGGCUCACAUCUACGCCAGCUUCAACGACACCUUCGUCCAUGUCACGGAUCUGUCCGGCAAGGAAACCAUCUCCCGCGUCACCGGAGGAAUGAAGGUCAAGGCCGAUCGUGACGAGGCUUCGCCCUACGCCGCUAUGUUGGCCGCUCAGGACGUCGCCGAGAAGUGCAAGUCCCUGGGAAUCACCGCCCUGCACAUCAAGCUGCGCGCCACCGGUGGUAACCGCACCAAGACCCCGGGACCCGGUGCCCAGUCCGCCCUGCGCGCUCUGGCCCGUUCGUCGAUGAAGAUUGGCCGCAUCGAGGACGUGACCCCAAUCCCAUCGGAUUCCACCCGCCGGAAGGGAGGUCGCCGCGGUCGUCGUCUGUAAGGCAUACACCCUGGCGUGGUUCCUUUUCCUUGUUUUUUGGGGGUUUUCGCAUUAGAAGAAGGCAAACAUCAGCUGCUACUACUGCUGCUCAUGCAGGAGAACUAUUUCGAAUGUGCGAAAAAGUGCGGAGAUUGUUCGUAUUGAAUGAAUAAAUUCGGAUAAUAUGAAAAACUAAA